This is a messenger RNA of Dibothriocephalus latus, 420 nucleotides long. NCBI's taxonomy places the organism in Eukaryota, Metazoa, Platyhelminthes, Cestoda, Diphyllobothriidea, Diphyllobothriidae. The record is from the annotation of a GenBank genome assembly.
AUGUCUUCUGCGGAUCUGGAUCAUCAGCGGCGUCUCCAUCUCGGAGAUGCUUUAAAGAAGGUUCACGAACUUGUUAGUAUUCCAUUGUCAGAAGAUGUGCCAGUUAUCCAAGCAGCAAACUUCUCUGUCCUUUACCAGGCCAAUACCGAUACAAAUUUUGGGGAUGUUAUUGCAUUUAAGUCCGCAUUUGCGGGCUCGGCAGAGGAUGCCAUGGUUUUUGCGCAGCUCAAUAAUCUUUAUAACCAAGGACAGGAAUAUGCAAUAAUGCUUUACACCUGGCGUUCCAUCUCUCGGGCCCUACCCCAUGAAAUGGCAAUUAGCCGAUUUGUCUCAGAGCUCAAAAGAUUGGCUCGUAAAGACCACAAAACGUACUUUAUAAAUCAAGCGUAUAUGCUUAUGCUGGGAAAAAUGCUCACGAUG